Messenger RNA from Guillardia theta CCMP2712, 2460 nucleotides. RefSeq lists its product as hypothetical. The transcript is spliced from 16 exons. NCBI's taxonomy places the organism in Eukaryota, Cryptophyceae, Pyrenomonadales, Geminigeraceae. The record is from RefSeq and is a predicted model, not a curated record. Bases 1 to 2460 code for a protein of 819 amino acids. Gene Ontology annotation, molecular function: DNA binding.
AUGAUUGUCCGAGUCUUUGACGAGAGUUCUUGGUCUCCGAGAACCAACAGAUCAUUCGUGCUCGUCGAAUCGCCAAGUGGAAUCCUCCUCCUCCUCCUCCUCCUCCUCCUCCCACAUCCACCAAGCAUCCUGCUAGUUUCUGGCGAGCCCUCUCGAUUCUCAUUCCAGAAGGGCAAGGAGUUCAAUCUGGACAUUAAGAAAGUCAAGACCAGCUUCGGAUACAGCGGGGGCAUCAAGGGGGACGAUAAUUGGGAGGACAGUGAAGGGAGCAAGGAGGCUACGUGUAACCAGACGAAUGGGGAAAUCAAGAAAUUCCUGUCGGACUGGAAGCACUGUGUGCCCAGCGAGAAGAGAAGCAUUUUUGAUACCCAAUCGAAUCAGCAUGCCCUGGGAAUGCCGACAUUUGUACUAGAUGACAAGCAGGUCACUCUGUAUGACAUCUAUCAAGCCGUGAAGGAGCAUGGAGGAUCAUCGAAGUUGCACUCUUGGCGCAUCGUUGCUGAUCAGCUCCUUUCACAAAAAUCUUCUCACUCUACAGGCGAGGGGAGGAGUGGAACGAUAGCUUCUCUUGGCUUCUGCACGGCUGUCAGGAAGAUUUUCUUCGAGUCAGGGCUCGACAAGCUUGAGAUGUAUGAGAAGUUGAGAUCGGGCAAGGAGGUCGGCAGCCCUCGGCGAGGAACUUUGGAUAAGGCCAAGAAGGGAAGGUCGACCGAGGCGACAGCCAGGCAGGAAGGAGAUGCGAUGCAGAUCGAUGACAAAGUCGAUCCCCGGACUUUGCAGCCGAGCGGCGCCGAGUCGCAGGACUCGUUCACGAUAUUUGAGAAUGGAGUCUUGAAGGAGAUCAGCAAAGUUGGUCUCGUUGUGAAAGACGGUCUCCUACACCACGAGGAGCUCGCGUCUAGAAACCUCUCUGUCAGCUUCGCUGACCAGCAGAAAUUUCAGAAGUGGAACGUGGACGCUCAAACCAAGAAAAAAUGGAGAGAAAAGUAUCAGGAGUUUCUCAACAAGCAUUCGCCGCAGGGGCUGAGAGUUUUGACGGUCAAGGUACAGGACAAGGAGAUUGAGCUGUUCGACCUGUACCACGUGAUAAGGAAGAGCGGAGGGCUGGAGGCGGUGGUGAGGCAGAGGAUAUGGCACGAAGUUUGCAAGCUCCUGGGCCUCAAGCCGGACUAUCAAAUCUUCGCAGAGCUCCGCAAGCUCUACCUGCGCCACCUCUAUGCCUUCGAGAUCCACGACAUUCACGGCAUUGAGAUCGGGGACGUGAGGGAGGAGCUUUUCUCUGCCCCCCUCCCUCGCAAGAUGGCGAAGGGGAUCUCAGAGGCCCGCAAGCGCGUGGAGGAGGGUCACUCGCUCCUUGCCAGGGUCGGCGAGGAGACUCAGGGGCGGGCCGGGCUGUCAGGGUUCGCCAACGCGAGCAGCAAGCCCUUCUUGGAUCGCUGCAAGGGAUCGAGCGACCCUGACAACCCGAUCGCGAGGGGGAAGAGAAUCUGUCGGGCGCUUGAGAGCGGCUUACAGGACGAACUGCUGUGGGCCCUCGGCGUCCUCUCCCUCAACUCCUGGGAGGCAGCGAACGGCUGUGAGCCGCACGUGGAGCUGUCAGAGGGGAUCUGCUGCGCUCUUGCUCGCUUUCUCUACCGGCUGGCGAGACAACCCGAGCUGCUGGCGGUCGCAUGCAACCGAUGGGGAGAGGUGGAGUCCUGCGAGGACUACACGUACAAGGCUCUCAACAUCCUCCGAAACUUCUCGUUUGUCCCUCCUCUCGCCUUCAUCGCGGCCAAGUGCACACAGUACUGGGACGCGCUGGCAAGCUGCCUGAGCGCCUUCAAGCAGUUCGACAUCCAGAUGAUGGUCCUUCAGAUCAUCGAGAAGACAGCGUUCGCCAUCCGUGAGCUGCAGCAUGGGACUAUGAGCAUCAUGAUCCCUAGAGAUCUCUUCCUUGAGCUCAACAAGCUCGUGCUCUCCGAUCCAACCUUCCCCAUCAAGAUCACUCUGCUCCGUGUCCUCUCCUCGCUCGCUGUCAUCGAAGACGCCGGUCACAUGCUCGCCGACUUCACCUGCCAAGGACUGCCAGAGAUGGUCACCAGCAUGCUUGUCAGCACCAAGGGCCCGGAGAAGGAUGCGGCAUACAACUUCAUCGCCCGGCUGAAAGAUGCCCCUGCCUCAUUCAAGGAGCGAAUGGCAGAUGAAGCGCUAGUUGACGUUCUCCUUCAGUGCAUCCUAGAAGACUCAGAGACAUUUUCCUUUCAAGCAAGAGCCGCAGAAUCGCUCUGUGCCAUCCUCUCCCCGAACUGCCGCCGGCUGUCCGAAUGCAUCCUGCGGUACCAGGAAGAGCUCGUCACCUUCAUGAUCGGAAACUCCAAGACGACAACAGUCCCCUUCAUGUCCGAUGUCUCGAAGAUCCUCGGGUACCUCAACAACUGCCAAGUCAGCCAGGCCAACGAGUACCCUGAGCUCCACUGA